AUGUUGUCUCAUAGGCCAGAUGAACGGCCGACAACAUACGGUAUCAGAGCACGGCCCCCGCUCAACUGUGACUCACCACUCAGUACCUCUAGUGAGUGGCACUUUGAGUUGCCGAGCAGACGUCGGCUUUCCACCUCCUGUUCUACAAAUUCAACCAUGGAGAGGUAUACCAUUGAGGAGCGCAUUAAGAUUGUUCAAGCAUUUCACGAAAAUGGGUGUUCAACUCUAAAUGCAUUUCGUGCACUUCGUGAUUUUUUUGGUCACCAUAAUCGACCAAAUGUGUCCACAAUCAGGAAAAUUGUGGGCAAAUUUCAGCAAACCGGAUCUCUGGUAAAUGUGAAAACACCUGUGCCUGGUCGCCCAGUUCGUUCUACUCGUCGUCGUGCGCAACAAUUGAAUAUCUCACGAACAUCACUGAUGCGAAUAUUGCAUAAAGAUUUGAAUUUAGAUGCUUUCAAGGUUCAAUUAACUCAAGAUCUGAAGCCUACUGAUCAUUUCAAGCGUCGUCAAUAUGCCGAAUGGUUGGUUGAACAGACAGAAGUCAAUGAUGAUUUUUCAAAGAAAAUCAUCUUCAGUAACGAGGCACACUUUCACCUCAGUGGAUUCGUAAACAAGCAGAAUUGCCGCAUUUGGGCAAAUGAGAAUCCACGAGUGAUUGUUGAAAAACCGAUGUAUUCAGAAAGAGUGACUGUUUGGUGCGGUUUAUGGGCUGGCGGCGUCAUCGGGCCGUACUUCUUCGAAAAUGAGGUCGGCCAAGCAGUUACCGUGAAUAGUGUUCGCUAUCGUGAAAUGAUAACGGACUUCUUGUGGCCAGAAAUUGAGGAUAUGGACCUGGACGAUAUGUGGUUCCAACAGGAUGGUGCCACUUGCCACACAUCCAACGAAACAAUGGCUCUUUUGCGCGAGAAAUUCAAUGGCCGUGUUAUCUCACGUCGUGGCGAUGUUAAUUGGCCGCCACGAUCAUGUGAUUUGACACCGUUGGACUUCUUUCUUUGGGGAUAUUUAAAAGAAAAAGUGUACGUCAAUAAACCAAGAACAAUUCAAGAGCUAAAGGAUGAGAUAAUUCGGCAUAUUAACGACAUUGAGCCACAAUUAUGUCUCAGAGUCAUUCAAAAUAUGGAGCAUCGGAUAGAGGUAUGCCACCGAAGCCGGGGCGAACAUUUGGCCGAUAUUUUGUUCCACACAUAAUUUUCAUAGAUCCUUAUAUCAUAAUAAAAUAUAUUAAGAUAACUCUCUGAAAACUCGUUGUUUUAUUUACAAUUUACCUCGUGCAUUUUGGGUGGACCACCCUUUAUAAUAAAGUUUUGAUGUAUGUUUUUUACGUUAAAUUGCGUUUUUCCUGUUUGGACAUUGUAUUUUGAGAAAUAUAUAUUUUUUUAUAUUUUGAUUAUCAUGUGUAAAAACAUAACAUCAUUACAUAUUCUUUCCACUGAUUCUGUAAACAUUAAUAAAUUGAAUUUAAAGAGGAAGGUAAGAAGAUCGUAGUCUGUAAAGGAAAUCAUAUAUAUUCAAAUUGGAUUUAGAUUUCUAUGGGAAAAUUGGGACAAUCUUUGAAACUUUGCCACUAAAGAAAAAUUUAAAAUUGGAAAUACUAGCGUUGAUUUUUUUAUGCAGCAUUUAGUUAUUGAACUUUCAUCCUCUAAUUUGCUGUAUAUCCCUCUCAUUUUAUAUUUUACUAAUAUCGCUUCAUAAUAAUAAUAAUAAUUCUUACUCGCUUAUUGGUUAACGUACAGAGUU
Messenger RNA from Homalodisca vitripennis (glassy-winged sharpshooter), 1737 nucleotides. RefSeq lists its product as uncharacterized. Gene Ontology annotation, molecular function: nucleic acid binding. Lineage: Eukaryota; Metazoa; Arthropoda; Insecta; Hemiptera; Cicadellidae. The record is from RefSeq and is a predicted model, not a curated record. Bases 1 to 1188 code for a protein of 395 amino acids. The transcript has 2 exons.